GUGCAUGAUACCGUUGAUAUAUGUGGGUUAUUUACCCCUUCUUGGGAGCUAUCUGACAACAAUGUACUUCGCAGUGGCUUUAGAUGGAAAUCAUGAACCCCUACUCUUAGCAGUUGGUUUGGGAACCUUAGAGUGUGAAGAAUCAUGGAGAUGGUUCAUGAUGAGGUUAAAAGAUUGUUUAGGUGAGGACAUAGAGGUUGGUUUCAUAAGAAACCUAUGUGAUAAAAUAGACUUUGGUGUUCAGAGUGCCUACCCGGAUUCCUAUCAUGGAUAUUCUCCUAAAGAUAUAGCUCGAAAAAUAUGUGAGUUUGUCGGACAUAACAAUACGGAAGUCGAAUCGUUGUCUUGGAAGUCAUGCAAUGCAUAUAGCGUUGAUGAUUUUUACUUGUGUUUGGAAAGGUUGCAAAGUACAUGUAAGAAACCACCUUUCUACACCUUGCUUAGGAGUUCAAUUUACUGGCUUGACGAUAUACCGAUUUCAAAAUGGACACGAGAAUUUUUCCCAAAAGUACGUUACAAUGUUAAAUCGAUUGACGUCCCUGAAAUUUUGCAAGUUAUAUCCACAUGUGAGUUUCCUAUAACAACGAUAAUUAAGUUAAUCACUACGUCGAUACAAUCAAAGUAUGGUGAAUGGGCUGAAGUGGCAGGGAGGUUGUCUGGUGGGUUGACCCCUUAUGUUGAGAGUAAGGUUCAAAAACGUGUCAACAAGUCUUAUAAUUGGAAGGCAAGACGUUUGUAUGGGGAUACAUUUGAAGUCGAUGACAAUUUUGCCACCACCAACGUACAACUUGAACAAAGGGUAUGUAGUUGGGGUAAAUGGUAAAAAAAACGGUAUACCAUGUGGCCACGCUAUAGCAUGUCUAAGAACCCAUACAUCUGAAGCCAUUCACAGAAUGGUUGAUUACAAGUUCACUAAUUUUGUGUAUCGACUUGCAUAUGGAUCUGAGUUGGUGAAUACUAUACCAUCACAUGUGCUUUGGGAAAUACCAAAUGAAACGAUGGUCCUGUUACCUCCCUCAAUGCAGUAGUUAUUCAUGUAGCACCUUUAUAUUUUAUGUAGUAUUAUGUAUUAGUUUUUUAUGUACCCCGUUUUUAUUUUAGUGUCGUGUUAUGUAUUAGUUAUUCAUGUACCCUGU
Lactuca sativa (garden lettuce) is the source of this 1136-nucleotide messenger RNA. NCBI's taxonomy places the organism in Eukaryota, Viridiplantae, Streptophyta, Magnoliopsida, Asterales, Asteraceae. The record is from RefSeq and is a predicted model, not a curated record.